Molecule: messenger RNA, 936 nt
Organism: Rasamsonia emersonii CBS 393.64
Lineage: Eukaryota; Fungi; Ascomycota; Eurotiomycetes; Eurotiales; Trichocomaceae
Product: 4-hydroxy-2-oxoglutarate aldolase
Exons: 1
Coding region: 1-936 (311 amino acids)
Molecular function (GO): 4-hydroxy-tetrahydrodipicolinate synthase activity
Source: RefSeq, a predicted model, not a curated record
AUGACUACGAAAAGACCCCUCAAACCCGGCAUCUACGUCCCCACGGUGGCCUUCUUCCACGGCCCCAACGAAGACGUCGACGUCGCGACAGUCGAGAAGCACGCCGUCUUCCUGGCCCAGGCAGGCGUCGCCGGCAUCGUCGCCCAGGGCAGCAACGGCGAGGCCGUGCAUCUGGACCGCGAGGAGCGCAAGGCCAUCACGGCCGCGACACGUCGCGCCCUCGACGCCCACGGCUUCGAGUCUGUGCCGCUGAUCGUCGGUGCAGGUGCCCAGUCGACGCGCGAGUCGAUCCAGUUCGCCCAGGACGCUGCCCAGGCUGGCGGCGACUACGUGAUCGUGCUGCCGCCGUCGUACUACAAGACGCUCGUCGGCACAGAGGCCCUGCGCAACUACUUCCGCGACGUGGCCGACGCGUCGCCCCUGCCCGUGCUCAUCUACAACUUCCCUGGUGCGGCGAACGGCGUGGAUCUGACGUCGGACGACAUCCUUGCCCUGGCGCAACACCCCAACAUUGUCGGCGUGAAACUCACCUGUGGCAACACGGGCAAGCUGGCGCGCAUCGCGGCGGGCGUGAAGCCCGGCUUCUUCACCUUCGGCGGCUCGGCCGACUUUACGCUGCAGACGCUGAUCGCCGGCGGGCAGGGAGUGAUCGCGGGCGUGGCGAACGUGAUCCCGCGGGCAUGCGUGCAUGUGCAGGACCUGUACGAGAAGGGACAAGUCGAGGAGGCGAAGAAGGCGCAGGCGGUGGUCGCGCGCGCAGACUGGGUCGCCAUCCAGGGCGGAUUCGUCGCCGUCAAGGCGGCCCUGGAGGCGUAUUAUGGGUAUGGCGGACUGCCGCGCAAGCCGACGGUUGCGCCGUCGGUAGAGGGCGUUGCGGCGAUUAAGGAUGGGUUGGCUGAGGCGAUGGAGUUGGAGAGGUCGUUGGCGAAGAAUUAG